Schistocerca gregaria is the source of this 3789-nucleotide messenger RNA. Its product is annotated as balbiani ring protein 3-like. The transcript has 9 exons. The coding region runs from base 1 to 3123 and encodes 1040 amino acids. Lineage: Eukaryota; Metazoa; Arthropoda; Insecta; Orthoptera; Acrididae. The record is from RefSeq and is a predicted model, not a curated record.
AUGAGUCAGUGUAGUUCUUCUUCCCAAAUAAGUGUGUGUCAGUGUAGUGCUUCUUCCCAAAUAAGUGUGUGUCUGUGUAGUGCUUCUUCCCAAAUAGGUGUGUGUCAGUGUAGUGCUUCUUCCCAAAUAGGUGUGUGUCAGUGUAGUGCUUCUUCCCAAAUAGAUGUGUGUAAGUGUAGUGCAUUUUCCCAAAUAGGUGUGUGUCAGUGUACUGCUUCUUCCCAAAUAGGUGUGUGUCAGUGUAGUGCUUCUUCCCAAAUAGGUGUGUGUCAGUGUAGUGCUUCUUCCCAAAUAGCUGUGUGUCUGUGUAGUGCUGCUUCCCAAAUAGAUGUGUGUCUGUGUAGCGCUUCUUCCCAAAUAAGUGUGUGUCAAUGUAGUGCUUCUUCCCAAAUAAGUGUGUGUCAGUGUAGUGCUUCUUCCCAUAUAGGUGUGUGUCAGUGUAGUGCUUCUUCCCAAAUAGGUGUGUGUCAGUGUGGUGCUUCUUCCCACAUAGGUGUGUGUCAGUGUAGUGCUUCUUCUAAAAUAGGUGUGUGUGUGUGUAGUGCUUCUUCCCAAAUAGGUGUGUGUCAGUGUAGUGCUUCUUCCCAAAUAGGUGUGUGUCAGUGUAGUGCUUCUUCCCAAAUAGAUGUGUGUAAGUGUACUGCAUCUUCCCAAAUAAGUGUGUGUCUGUGUAGUGCUUCUUCCAAAAUAAGUGUGUGUCGGUGUAGUGCUUCUUCCCAAAUAAGUGUGUGUAAGUGUAGUGCUUCUUCCCAAAUAGGUGUGUGUCUGUGUAGUGCUUCUUCCCAAAUAAGAGCGUAUCAGUGUAGUGCUUCUUCCCAAGUAAGUGUGUGUAAGUGUCGAGCUUCUUCGCAAAUAAGUGUGUGUCAGUGUAGUGCUUCUUCCCAAAUAAGUGUGUGUCAGUGUAGUGCUUCUUCCCAAAUAAGUGUGUGUCAGUGUAGUGCUUCUUCACAAAUAAGUGUGUGUCAGUGUAGUGCUUCUUCCCAAAUAGGUGUGUGUCAGUGUAGUGCUUCUUCAAAAGUAAGUGUGUGUCAGUGUAGUGCUUCUUCCCAAAUAGGUGUGUGUCUGUGUAGUGCUUAUUCCCAAAUAGGUGUAUGUCAGUGUAGUGCUUUUUCCCAAAUAGGUGUGUUUCUGUGUAGUGCUUCUUCCGAAAUAGGUGUGUGCCUGUUUAGUGCUUCUUCCCAAAUAGGUGUGUGUCAGUGUAGUGCUUCUUCCCAAGUAGGUGUGUGUCAGUGUAAUGCUUCAUCCCAAAUAAGUGUGUGUCAGUGUAGUGCUUCUUCCCAAAUAGGUGUGUGUCAGUAUAGUGCUUCUUCCCAAAUAGGUGUGUGUCAGUGUAGUGCUUCUUCCCAAAUAGGUGUGUGUCAGUGUAGUGCUUACUCCCAAAUAGGUGUGUGUCAGUGUUGUGCUUCUUCCCAAAUAGGUGUGUGUCUGUGUAGUGCUUCUUCCCAAAUAGGUGUGUGUCUGUGUAGUGCUUUUUCCCAAAUAAGAGCGUAUCAGUGUAGUGCUUCUUCCCAAGUAAGUGUGUGUAAGUGUCGAGGUUCUUCGCAAAUAAGUGUGUGUCAGUGUAGUGCUUCUUCCCAAAUAAGUGUGUGUCAGUGUAGUGCUUCUGCCCAAAUAGGUGUGUGUCAGUGUGGUGCUUCUGCCCAAAUAGGUGUGUGUCAGUGUGGUGCUAUUUCCCAAAUAGGUGUGUGUCAGUGUAGUGCUUCUUCCCAAAUAGGAGUUUGUCUGUGUAGUCCUUCUUCCCAAAUAUGUGUGUGUCCGUGUAGUGCUUCUUUCCAAAUAGGUGUGUGUCAGUGUAGUGCUUCUGCCCAAAUAGGUGUGUGUCAGUGUGGUGCUAUUUCCCAAAUAGGUGUGUGUCUGUGUAGUGCUUCUUCCCAAAUAGGUGUGUGUCUGUGUAGUGCUUUUUCCCAAAUAAGAGCGUAUCAGUGUAGUGCUUCUUCCCAAGUAAGUGUGUGUAAGUGUCGAGCUUCUUCGCAAAUAAGUGUGUGUCAGUGUAGUGCUUCUUCCCAAAUAAGUGUGUGUCAGUGUAGUGCUUCUGCCCAAAUAGGUGUGUGUCAGUGUGGUGCUUCUGCCCAAAUAGGUGUGUGUCAGUGUGGUGCUAUUUCCCAAAUAGGUGUGUGUCAGUGUAGUGCUUCUACUAAAAUAGGUUGUAGUGCUUCUUCCCAAAUAGUUGUGUGUCAGUGUGGUGCUUCUUCCCAAAUAGGUGUGUGUCAGUGUAGUGCUUCUUCUAAAAUAAGUGUGUGUGUGUGUAGUGCUUCUUCCCAAAUAGGUGUGUGUCAGUGUAGUGCUUCUUCCCAAAUAGGUGUGUGUCAGUGUAGUGCUUCUGACCAAAUAGAUGUGUGUCAGUGUAGUGCAUCUUCCCAAAUAGGUGUGUGUCAGUGUAGUGCUUCUUCCCAAAUAGGUGUGUGUCAGUGUAGUGCUUCUAUUCAAAUAGGUGUGUGUCUAUGUAAUGCUUCUUCCCAAAUAGGCGUGUGUCUGUGUAGUGCUACGUCCCAAAUAGGUGUGUGUCUGUGUCGUGCUUCUUCCCAAAUAAGUGUGUGUCAGUGUAGUGCUUCUUCCCAAAUAAGUGUGUGUCAGUGUAUUGCUUCUUCCCAAAUAAGUGUGUGUCUGUGUAGUGCUUCUUCCCAAAUAGGUGUGUGUCUGUGUAGUGCUUAUUACCAAAUAGGUGUGUGUCAGUGUAGUGCUUCUUCCCAAAUAGGUGUGUGUCUGUGUAGUGCUUCUUCCCAAAUAGGUGUGUGUCUGUGUAGUGCUUAUUCCCAAAUAGGUGUGUGUCAGUGUAGUGCUCCUUCCCAAAUAGGUGUGUGUCUGUGUAGUGCUUCUUCCCAAAUAGGUGUGUGUCUGUGUAGUGCUUCUUCCCAAAUAGGUGUGUGUCUGUGUAGUGCUUAUUCCCAAAUAGGUGUGUGUCAGUGUAGUGCUCCUUCCCAAAUAGGUGUGUGUCAGUGUAGUGCUUCUUCCCAAAUAGGUGUGUGUCUGUGUAGUGCUUCUUCCCAAAUAGGUGUGUGUCUGUGUAGUGCUUAUUCCCAAAUAAGUGUGUGUCCGUGUAGUGCUUCUUCCCAAAUAAGUGUGUGUCAGUGUAGUGCUUCUUCCCAAUUAGUGUGUGUAAAUGUCGAGCUUCUUUGCAAAUAAGUGUAAGUCAGUGUAGUGCUUCUUCCCAAAUAAGUGUGUCUAAGUGUCGAGCUUGUUCGCAAAUAAGUAUGAGUCAGUGUAGUUCUUUUUCCCAAAUAAGUGUGAGUCAGUGUAGUGAUUCUUUACAAAUAAGUGUGUGUCAGUGUAGUGUUUCUUCCAAAAUAAGUGUGUGCCAGUGUAGUGCUUCUUCCCAAAUAAGUGUGUGUCAGUGUAGUGCUUCUUCCCAAAUAGGUGUGUGUCUGUGUAGUGCUUCUUCCGAAAUUGGUGUGUGCCUGUUUAGUGCUUCUUCCCAAAUAGGUGUGUGUCAGUGUAGUGCUUCUUCCCAAAUAGGUGUAUGUGUGUGUGUAGUGCUUCUUCCCAAAUAGGUGUGUGUCAGUGUUGUGCUUCUUCCCAAAUAGGUGUGUGUCUGCGUAGUGUUUCUUCCCAAGCAAGUGUGUGUCAGUAUAGUGCUUCUUCCCAAAUACGUCUGUGUCAGUGUAGUGCUUCUUCCCAAAUAAGUGUGUGUCAGUGUAGUGCUUCUUCCCAAAUAGGUGUGUGUCUGUGUAGUGCUUCUUCCCAAAUAAGUGUGUGUGAGUGUAGUGCUUCUUCCCAUGUAAGUGUGUGUCAGUGUAGUGCUUCUUCCCAAAUAGGUGUGUGUCAGUGUAGUGCUUCUUCCAAAUAGGUGUG